Catharus ustulatus (Swainson's thrush) is the source of this 2126-nucleotide messenger RNA. RefSeq names its product malic enzyme 2 (gene ME2). Gene Ontology annotation, biological process: malate metabolic process; pyruvate metabolic process. Gene Ontology annotation, cellular component: mitochondrion. The transcript has 16 exons. The record is from RefSeq and is a predicted model, not a curated record. NCBI's taxonomy places the organism in Eukaryota, Metazoa, Chordata, Aves, Passeriformes, Turdidae. Gene Ontology annotation, molecular function: malate dehydrogenase (decarboxylating) (NADP+) activity; NAD binding; malate dehydrogenase (decarboxylating) (NAD+) activity. Bases 247 to 1983 code for a protein of 578 amino acids.
CGUCGCCCGCGAGCUUCCUUCCCUCCCAUUGGCUGUGCGAGCUGCCAGUCACACCCAACGCCCGCCUCCCGGGGUGUCCCUCCCAGGCGCCUCGGUGUUGGCUGCAUUCAGUGGCGGGUUCCGCGGUGGACGCAGCUCCGGCGGGCGGGCGCUGCUCUCGCUCAGUCGGAACAGGUCCUCGGCCGGCAUCGUUCAGCGGGCAGCAACCGCAGGAGGAGGUGCUGCAGAGGAAGGCAGGAAGGCAGGAUGCUGUCCCGACUGCGCGCGGCCGCGGCGCCCUGCGCGAUGGCGCGGCGCAGCCUGCACACCAAGGAGAAGGGCAAGCCCCUCAUGCUGAACCCUCGCACGAACAAGGGCAUGGCCUUCACCUUGCACGAGCGGCAGAUGCUUGGGCUGCAGGGGCUCCUCCCUCCCAAAAUAGAGACACAGGACAUCCAAGCCCUACGCUUCCACAAGAAUUUGGCAAAAAUGACUGACCCCUUGGAAAAGUACAUCUACAUCAUGGGGAUCCAGGAGAGGAAUGAGAAGCUGUUCUACAGGGUGCUGCAGGACGACAUUGAGCGGCUGAUGCCCAUUGUCUACACCCCAACGGUGGGCCUGGCCUGCUCCCAGUAUGGACACAUCUUCAGGAGACCAAAAGGAUUGUUUAUUUCUAUCUCAGACAGAGGCCACAUAAGGUCAAUUGUGAACAACUGGCCAGAGAACGACGUUAAGGCUGUUGUCGUCACCGAUGGAGAAAGAAUACUGGGUCUUGGAGACCUGGGUGUGUAUGGGAUGGGAAUUCCUGUGGGAAAGCUGUGUUUGUACACAGCCUGUGCAGGGAUACACCCAGAUAAAUGCCUGCCCGUGUGCAUCGACGUGGGGACUGAUAACCCAACACUCCUUAAAGAUCCCUUUUACAUGGGGCUGUACCAGAAGAGGGAUCGCUCGCAGGUGUACGACGACCUGAUAGACGAGUUUAUGGAAGCCAUCACAGACAGGUAUGGCCAGAACACUCUGAUCCAGUUUGAGGACUUUGGGAACCACAACGCCUUCCGGUUCCUGCGGAAAUACAGGGAGAAGUACUGCACCUUCAACGACGAUAUCCAAGGCACGGCCUCGGUGGCCUUGGCAGGACUGCUGGCAGCACAGAAAGCCACGGGGAAGCCACUCACAGACCAGAAGGUGCUGUUUCUUGGAGCUGGAGAGGCCGCGCUGGGAAUCGCAAACCUCAUAGUGAUGGCCAUGGUGGAGAGUGGCGUGUCCCACGAGGAGGCCUCCAGGAGGAUAUGGAUGUUUGACAAGCACGGCCUGCUGGUUCAGGGCCGGGAGCAGAAGGUGGAUUCGCACCAGGAGCCGUUCGCACACCAGGCUCCAGAGCACAUACCAAAGACGUUUGUGGAGGCAGUGAAUGUACUGCGGCCUUCUGCCAUCAUCGGAGUCGCUGGGGCGGGGCGUCUCUUCUCCGAGGAUGUGCUCAAAGCCAUGGCCUCCAUCAACGAGCGGCCCAUCAUAUUUGCGCUGAGCAACCCCACGGCCAAGGCGGAGUGCACGGCGGAGGAGGCGUACACGGUGACAGAGGGCCGUUGCCUGUUUGCCAGUGGCAGUCCCUUCGAGCUGGUGACUCUGAAGGAUGGAAGAACUUUCAAGCCAGGCCAAGGAAACAACGCUUACAUUUUUCCAGGCGUGGCUCUGGCUGUGAUCCUCAGCAGCGUGCGGCACAUCAGCGAUCAGGUUUUCCUGGCGGCUGCCAAGGCAUUGGCAGAGCAGCUGACGGAUGAAGAGCUCGCACAAGGAAGGCUUUAUCCUCCACUGUCCAAUAUCAGGGAAGUUUCUAUUUACAUUGCUGUCAAGGUGAUGGAGUUCCUGUACGCCAACAACAUGGCCUUCCACUACCCCGAGCCGGAGGACAAGAACCGCUACAUCCGCUCCAAGGUCUGGACCUACGAGUACGAGUCCUUCAUGCCCGACGUGUACGACUGGCCCGAGUCCAAGGUGCACUGACGGCACCUCCUCAGGCACCUCCUCCUACUCUGCAGGGAUCCCUUUCUCAGACCAACCCAAAUCAUGAGCUUUCACUCCUCUAAUUUAUUUUGCGCUCGUUUUGUUGCCUUUUUUUUGGUUGUCUUCUUUUUUUUUUUGUUUUC